Blepharisma stoltei is the source of this 495-nucleotide messenger RNA. The record is from the annotation of a GenBank genome assembly. Lineage: Eukaryota; Ciliophora; Heterotrichea; Heterotrichida; Blepharismidae.
AUGGACCGAUUAUCAAUUUUAUCUCAUGAAGAAUUGGUUAAAUUGUGCACAUCCCAGCAAGAAGAAAUAAAAACUCUUAAUAAAAAACUCCAGCUUAAAGAACUUAAAAUAGAAUCGCUUAAGUUUAAACUCCGAAGAAGAGCAUUCAAAGAUCCAAGUGUUUUAAUGAAAGAAGCAAGAAAACUGAGAAGUGAAGUAACGAAACAAUAUGGCGAAGAAGAAAUGAGCUUUUGGAAUGUAAAUAAUAGCUACAAUGAAGUAAAUAUCCCAAAAGUCAAUCAAAGUGAAGUAUUUAAAAAUUUAUUUGUUGAAAAAAAAUUGAAACUUUCCCCAAUCAAAGAUCCUUCAGAUUUGACUUCAGUACCAAACUCAACUGCUUCAAAAACGCACAAUAAGAACAGUAAGUCUGUGGAGCUGAAAUUUUCAUCGAAAUAUGCUCGUACUCCUUUACCUUUCAUUCCUCCGAAAAGUCAUGGAAGAAGGUCUCCUAUAUAA